This is a messenger RNA of Dermacentor albipictus, 2573 nucleotides long. The record is from RefSeq and is a predicted model, not a curated record. NCBI's taxonomy places the organism in Eukaryota, Metazoa, Arthropoda, Arachnida, Ixodida, Ixodidae.
ACGGACGUGUGUGGAAUGUGCUCCGCCGGAGCGGUAUCAGCGGCCCAGUCGGGCCGCGGAAACAGGUUUUUUGCUGAUGAAGCCCUGGACUAUCAAGUUAUUUUGCCGUCGCUGCCAACAGGUGCGUCUGUAGCGAAUACUGUUUUUCUUCACGGGGAUUUGAAAGCCAGGCCUUACCGUGUAGAAGACUUUCGGGACACGUUGGUUCAUCUCGGAGUGCUUCCUGAAGUGAUAGCUUUGGGGGCGUUCCAGAUGAACCAUGUUUGGGCCGUCACUUUUAAAAGUGCAGAAGCUACGAAGAAGAUGGUAGGAAUUGGGGAAGUUCUGGUCAAGGAGAAACGGUGCCUUGUGGUUGACCCCGAAAAUCAAGAAGUGCGCAUCAAGCUUUACUGGGUGCUACAUAAUGUUCCGGACGAAGAAGUGCGCUCUGCUCUAGCACCGUACGGGAAAACAAGUGAUAUCUACAAGGAGCGCUGGCGAGUGCACGGAAUAGCUGACAAAGGCUCGUCUACGCGCACGGUUGGUCUAAAGCUCAAGCCUGGUGUAACUCUAGAAGAUUUACCCCAUCAGUUGCGGGUUGCAGGAAUCAUGGCUCUACUCGUUGCGCCGGGACGCCCACCGCUAUGCUUGAGGUGCCAUGCCACAGGCCAUAUCAGGCGCGACUGUCGGGUACCGCGUUGUGCCAAAUGUCGGCGAUAUGGCCACGAUGAAAGCGUCUGCGUGCGAACCUACGCAAACGUGGCCGGAGUCAAAGCAAGCGAUGAACUGUCGACGGAACAUCUAAUGGACGAGGCAGACGCGGCCGAAACUACCCCCGAGGCAGACAGCUCGCGAACUAUUGGUGCAGCAAACGUGUCACAUGUGAAGCAAAAGGCUGCAGUCAUUAUUGCGGAAGACACAGCCAUCGCUUCAACAGAGGCUGUAGAGACACUGGCGAUGGGCGCUCCAACGAGCCAACACAUUGCACCUGACGCGAGUGUCGAGCAGAGCCCUGAGACAACGGACGUCAUUAUGGCAAGUACCAGCAGCCCUGCACCAAAACGACUCCAUGAGGAUGGCAAGGAAGGGCACAAGACCGACCAGAACGCAACGGAUGAGCCGCCUGUGAAAACGACACCCCAUCGAAGGACUACAUUUAAACCCGCACCGAAAAUACCGCUCGAGCCACGGCCCGAGCGGAAACCGCCGGCCCCGCCGGCGACGUGACAAGGUGUCGAGCCUUCUUUUUUCCAACCGGACACUAUCAGCGGAAGGGACCGGAAAGACAGUGUGUUGACGUCGUCACGGCGAGAUCUAAAUUCUAAUCAAAAUGGCUGGAACGACUAGGAUUUUCUAUAAAAAUGUGAGUGUUUUGCCGUCUUGUGAUAAGCAAGGGAUACUAUGCGGUUUGUGUUUAUAAAAACAAAAAUGGCUGUUACUUUCCGAACGCCUCUUUAUGUAGGCACUCUUAACGUGCGGGGCCUGUCGACACGGAGAAAGCAAUACCAACUGAGUCGACUUUUUAUGGAAAAUGACUUGGACGUAAUUGCCAUACAGGAAACGAAGAUCGAAAGUCAGGAAGGAACAAACCGCAUGGUUGAACCUUUUAGGGCGUACUACAAUGUAUGCGUUGCGCAUGCAGUAGGUACAGCCGGUGGUUGUGCGCUGUUUCUGAAGCACACCACAGGCAUAUCUGUAGAUAGUGUGUACGCGUGUGACACUGGACGACUUAUUGUAUGCGACAUAACGUUGCAAGCCCAGAAGGUCCGAAUAGUUUGUUUACAUGCUCCAAAUGCAUCCAGUGAGCGCCGAUUGUUUUUCGAAAGUGUUGAACAUUAUCUGAAUUGUGACAGAGCAAUUAUAAUGAUGGGGGACUUUAAUUGCGUAACCAGAGUAGAAGACAGGACAAGAGAUGCACCGAUACGAGAUGCGAGUGUGUCGGUACUAAAUGCGCUGACUGAAGGUCACCUGUUAGAAGAUGUAGGGUGCUUCCUGUCAAAUGGCACAUUGCCUCGGUUUACCCACUACCAGGGGGACAGCCACGCUAGAUUAGAUCGUAUUUAUGUUUCGGCAGAUUUGGCACCGGUCUGCAAUAAGUAUGACGUUAAAAACGUUUUCUUUAGCGACCAUAGUUUGGUUGUGUGUGCGCUAGGUCCGAGGAAACCGGCGAAAUUUAACUGGCAGCUGUGGAAAUUCAAUGUUAAACUCCUCAAUGAUGAGGUAUAUAUGAAGGAAACAAAAGGAAAAAUUGGAGACCUACUAGCACAUGAACCGGAGUGUUAUGCGGAGGCAUGGGAACAUUUUAAGGAAAACGCAAAAAUCUCAGCCAUCGAAAGAGCCGGGGCAUUGCGGAGGAAGCAAAACAAAGAAGAAACUGAGCUCCAAAGCCAGCUUGAUUUUUAUUUAAAUGCAGAAGCUACAGCUCCGGGUAACUUUGCCAGAGAAAUUAAAGAAAUUAAAAACAAACUAGAAAUUAUUAAUACAGAAAAGUACAGGGGUGCAGUUGUACGAGCACGUGCGGAAAAAAUGUAUAUGGGUGAAACCCCCACCAAACGCGCUCUAUCAGAUGAAAAAAGCUAUGCGUCGCGCAACGA